AUGCCCGUUGUUUUGGUCCGCCCGACCAAUCGAACGCGGCGGCUGGAUUCUACGGGAGCCGGGAUGGGCCCUUCGUGGCGGCAGCAGGACUCUCCCCUGCCGACCAUAACGCAUUGCGCACGGUGCACCACCGCCCGCUCCUCCUGCGGCUUUAACAGCCCCGGCAUGGACGCGCCGCGGCAGUUCCCGGCGGGCUUCGGCCCAGAGCAGCAGCAACAGCACCACCACCACCACCAUCACAACCAGCAGCAGCAACAGCAGCAGCAGCAACAGCAGCAGCAGCAGCAGCAGCAGCAGCGGCCGCCGCCGCCGCCGCCGCCGCCGCCGCACUGUCAGCAGCAGUACGGCGAGGACAAGCAGAGCCUCCUCCAACAGCAGCAGCAGCAGCAGCAACAGCAGCAGCAGCAGCAGCAGCAGCAGCAGCAGCAGCAGCAGCAGCAGCAGAGCCCAUGCCUCCAGUGCAACAACUGCGCCUACUACGGGGCUGCUGCGGCAGCCGGGGGGGAUAACCUGCCCCUGCUGCUCCGCGCCUCCUCGCCUCUUUCGGGCGCCUUCCGGACUCACUCCUCGCCGCUGUCCUCCGCCGCCUCCUCCAGGCAGGGCAGCCAGCUAAACGUCAGCGAGCUCACCCCAUCCAGCCAUGCCGGCGCGUCCAGGCAACCUCACCAAUACUCCCAGUACCACCAGUGCCAUACCCUGCAGCAGGCAGCCAGUCCCAGCAGCAGUGUCAGCAGCGGCAGCACCCACCACCACCACCAUCACCACCACCACCACCAGCAGCAGCAGCGCCGGGAGAGCAACCCCUUCACCGAAAUAGCCAUGAGCAGCUGCAGGUACAACGGCGGGGUCAUGCGUCCUCUCAGCAACCUGAGCUCGUCCCGCAGGAACCUAAACGAGCUGGAUUCCGAGUCGCAGCCGCUUCAGCCGCCGCUCGCCAGUCCCGCAGCCGCCGCCGCUGCCGGUACUCCCGCCGCCCCGGAGAUCGUGGUUUCUAAGCCCGAGCACAACAACUCCAACAACCUGGCGCUGUACGGUCCCGCCGGCCCCGGCCCCGGCCCGGGCAGCGCCAACAACGGCGGAGGCAAGUCCAGCAAGAAGAAGAACCAGAACAUCGGCUACAAGCUGGGGCACCGCCGGGCGCUCUUCGAGAAGCGCAAGCGCCUCAGUGACUACGCGCUUAUCUUCGGCAUGUUCGGCAUCGUCGUCAUGGUCAUCGAGACCGAGCUCUCCUGGGGCGCCUACACCAAGGAGUCGCUGUAUUCCCUCGCUCUGAAAUGCCUUAUUAGCCUUUCCACGAUUAUCCUGCUCGGGCUCAUCAUCGUGUACCACGCAAGGGAAAUCCAGUUGUUCAUGGUGGACAAUGGCGCUGAUGACUGGAGAAUAGCCAUGACUUACGAGCGUAUUUUCUUUAUCUGCUUGGAAAUACUGGUGUGUGCUAUACAUCCCAUACCUGGGAACUAUACAUUCACAUGGACAGCCCGGCUUGCCUUUUCUUAUGCUCCAUCCACAACAACAGCUGAUGUGGAUAUUAUUUUGUCUAUACCAAUGUUCUUAAGACUGUAUCUUAUUGCCAGAGUUAUGCUUUUGCAUAGCAAACUUUUCACUGAUGCCUCAUCUAGAAGCAUUGGAGCAUUAAAUAAGAUAAACUUCAAUACCCGUUUUGUUAUGAAGACUCUAAUGACAAUAUGUCCAGGAACUGUACUGUUGGUUUUUAGUAUCUCAUUAUGGAUAAUUGCUGCAUGGACUGUCCGAGCUUGUGAAAGGUACCAUGAUCAACAGGAUGUUACUAGCAACUUUCUUGGAGCAAUGUGGUUGAUUUCCAUAACUUUUCUUUCCAUUGGAUAUGGUGACAUGGUACCUAAUACAUACUGUGGAAAAGGAGUCUGUUUACUCACUGGAAUCAUGGGUGCUGGGUGCACUGCACUGGUGGUAGCUGUGGUGGCAAGGAAGUUAGAACUUACCAAAGCUGAAAAACAUGUGCAUAAUUUCAUGAUGGACACUCAGCUAACUAAAAGAGUGAAAAAUGCAGCGGCCAAUGUACUCAGGGAAACAUGGUUAAUUUAUAAAAACACAAAGCUGGUUAAAAAGAUAGACCAUGCAAAAGUAAGGAAACAUCAACGUAAAUUCUUGCAAGCUAUUCAUCAAUUAAGAAGUGUGAAAAUGGAACAGAGGAAACUGAAUGAUCAAGCCAACACUUUGGUGGACCUGGCAAAGACUCAAAACAUCAUGUAUGACAUGAUUUCUGACUUAAAUGAAAGAAGUGAAGAUUUUGAGAAACGAAUUGUUACUCUGGAAACUAAACUGGAAACUUUAAUUGGUAGCAUUCAAGCUCUCCCUGGACUGAUUAGCCAGACAAUCAGCCAGCAACAGCGGGAUUUCCUCGAGGCUCAGAUACAAAAUUAUGACAAGCAUGUUGCCUACAGUGCUGAACGAUCACGAUCUUUGUCAAGAAGAAGGAGAUCAUCCUCCACAGCACCACCAACUUCAUCAGAGAGUAGCUAGAAGAUAAUAAGUUAACCACAAAAUAAAGACUUUUUGCCAUCAUAUGGUCAAUAUUUUAGCUUUUAUUGUAAAGCCCUAUGGUUCUAACCAGUGUUAUCUGGGUUCUGAUGUCAGAAUCCUGGAAACCUGAAACACGUUUUAGGCCAAAAUGAGUGAAAACUCUUUUUUUCCCCCUUCCUCCUCUCAGAUGCACAGUGAAUGCACCUCUAACUGCUAUAUUAGAUUGUCCCUCCUGUAAUUUCAGUAACUUUUUAUUCAUGCAUUUCAAACAAACUUUACUACUACAAUAUAUAAUGUAAUAAAAAGGUUAAUUUCUGCACAUAGUUGCUUGGUUACUUGGAUUUAACAACAACUAAACAAAAGCUCGCAAUCAAAAGGCUUAAUUAACUUUAAAGAAACAAAAUUGAAGCUUAGUAAAUAUCUCUCAAAACGAAAACUAAUUCUAUAAAUUUUGCUUGCAGUGGAGGGGGAAAAAUCAAUAUUCAUCUAACUGUGCUGUAUAUGUAUAGUCAUUUUAAAAGGUCACUGAGAGCUUCGAUUUCUGAAGUGAUUAAUUAAAAAUAGAGUUUAUCCUAGAAAAUACGUUACAAAGUAUGCUGUGGGUUUUUUAAAUCUUCUUAGGCCUUUUGUUUAACAUGCAUUUGUACACACACAUAUAGAUAAUAUAUAUACAUAUAUACUUAUGUAUAUACAAUUAUUUAUGCAAUACCCAUGGCAAAGAUCUUUUAAACUGACUAUUUGUAAAGCUACUGGCAUCCAAAAACCACAGACAAAGACCUGUUCAUUUAUUCAGAGUCUCAUAAUAAUGCCAAGUAUAUAUGUCCAGAUGGCAUAAUUACUCUGAAGCUGGGAGUCUCCCAGUAAUGCUAUUCAGGUUUUGAAUAGCAACUUCAGCAAUUUUUUCCACUCCCUUUUUUUGUGUUUGAAGUUUCUGGAGUGAACGACAGACACACAAAGUUACAGUACACUCAGUUGUGUGAUGGCAGCACAAUGUUCUGUAUACAUUAUGCUUGGGUAAUCCCCAUGGUUCAGUUGAGUUUAGCAAGAACUUUUUGGCAAUAUUUAAAAAUACUUAUUAAAAAAAAACCACUGUAAACUGCAGUUGUGACAGUGGGGUAUCUGUGGUACUUUAGUUUAAUGCACAAAUAAUGUUUCCUGCUUUCUUUAACAAAAAGUGCAAAACAGUGUACAUGUUUAUGGAAAAGUUGUGUCUGAUUUUAUCUUGGUUGGUAUGCCAGAAUAGCAAAACUAGGUAAGCUUAAGUGCUCAGUACAGGCAGUUUGCAUUCACAGUUCCUAAUGACAAAUGGAAUACUAUUUUACUUUAAAAAUAUUUUAUAGCACUUGCUAUUUAUGAAAUAUAGUAGUUCCACCCCUCACUAAUUUACAGACAAGGGUGACACUACAGCUAACUCUAAUAAGCAGGCGUGGCUGACUGUUUCUGAGGACUACUUCGUAUGCCCAGGAGAAACUAACAAGAAACGGUGGUUUCUCCAAAAGAUGUUGUGAGAUCUGGUCAGUAACAGAAGACAGAGACAAUAGCAGCACAGAACCAUGCUGGACACGAGAGAAGAGCUGUUUCCCCAGCACCCGUAAUUCACCAAACCAAAUCUGAAAAACAGCAGACGCUUCAGGCCUCUUUAAAAUGAAAAGUCUGCCUUUUUUUGGGGAUAUAAAAUAUGUAACUGAUAAAUAUUAGUUACAUCCAGAGGCAUUGCUUCUUUAUGAAAAUGUAGUGGCUCCAACAAAUACUUGUCCUUGUGAAUGCUAGUGACAUAGCAGUAUUUUUUCCCACUAGACAAGCAGGGCAAUUGCAUGCCUUUGGAGUGCCUUCUUUACAGACUGUGGUAUUUUGUGACUGGAAAUAAUAAUAAGCAGUAUGCACAGUAUUUGCAGUUGUGCUUUUGUUUUUAUGAAGUUAAUUUCCAGUGGAAAAGGGGGAUAUUACAUAGUGCUAAUACUAGUGCUAGUCCAGUCCUAAAAUAGGUUAAGAUUUUGAGUGGUCGUGAGGCCACCUGCUUUACACUGUUGACAGGAUUAGAAGUAGUGAUUAAUAACAUUGGAAUUUAAUAGUCAUGUUUCAGAAAUCUUUCUGGAAGAUUUUGUUUGUCCUUUCUCCCAUUUUUUUUUUUUUGUGUUUAAUUCAGAAUAUUUUUCCUGUCAUUGAAUGUGAAAUAAACUUGCUGCAGCUUGAAUACAUUUUUCGUCCUGUCAGCUUGAGCUAGCUCUUUCCUUGUUUACAUCUUUUUGAUUGUACAACCGGGUUUAUAGAAAACUAUAGCUUUGCAUUGAAAAUUCUUGCCAAUCUGUCAGAGUUAAGUUUGAAUUAAGAUCUGGCUGUAAGUAUUGAGCUGGUUUAUUGUGAUGUGAAGGAGCAAAUGUCAUCUUUGACCUCUCAAUUUAUUUUUCACAGUGGGACUUUGGAUCAGCUUCUUACAAACUGUAUCAUCAGUAGGGUUAUGUAGUGAUCUGCCAGAUUCUUUGGAUUAAUUUCAUUGUUUUUGAAGCAGAUAACAAAUUGUGACAUCAUUAAAUACUCCAAUUUCCAUAUUUACUCUAAAGCUCACUAAAAAUAUUUUAUCUGCA
Messenger RNA from Calypte anna (Anna's hummingbird), 5087 nucleotides. It is a transcript of the gene KCNN2, whose product is annotated as potassium calcium-activated channel subfamily N member 2. The coding region runs from base 1 to 2502 and encodes 833 amino acids. Lineage: Eukaryota; Metazoa; Chordata; Aves; Apodiformes; Trochilidae. The transcript is spliced from 8 exons. Gene Ontology annotation, molecular function: calmodulin binding; small conductance calcium-activated potassium channel activity. The record is from RefSeq and is a predicted model, not a curated record. Gene Ontology annotation, biological process: potassium ion transmembrane transport. Gene Ontology annotation, cellular component: neuron projection; neuronal cell body; plasma membrane.